This is a messenger RNA of Megalopta genalis, 6841 nucleotides long. The record is from RefSeq and is a predicted model, not a curated record. Lineage: Eukaryota; Metazoa; Arthropoda; Insecta; Hymenoptera; Halictidae.
CCUUGAAUUAUAGUUGACCCAACGUCGCCAGCCGCCAUUCUGGUCAAUUUUGACGAUUUCGUAUCAAUUUUCAUUAAUUACCGUGAAACGUAUCGUGCGGUGUUCGUGAAUUUUACGCCAAAAUUGUUGCUGUUCUCUGGAGAUCUAGUCCGUCCAAACGGACUGCAGCCCUUAAAACAGUUUGGAAUGUACUAGCAAAUCAUUUGCUGAAGAGAGGGUUAAAACAUGCAAAAUUGGAACCAAUGGCAAUUGUCAGCUGGUGCUGUUGCCACUCCAAUGCCACAACCACCAGUUGGUUAUGCUGCACCAGGAGCAGAUCCCAUGGCUAUGAUGCAAGCAUACAUGCAGUAUUAUAGUCAACCAGCACCUAGUGGAUAUACAGCAGAACAAUGGGCAGCAGCUCAACAACAAAAUUGGACUCAGUGGCAGCAGUGGCAACAACAGUACCAACAAUGGCAAGCUCAGUAUGGAGAAAAAUAUCAGGAAACUAUGAAGCAUAUGUCAGCCCAGAAUAUGGGUUUAACUACACAGGUGACCCAGUUACCAAUUGUACAGCCUCCACCGCCUCUUCCAAAAGAAGAUACAAAACCACCAUUACCCCCAACCACAAUGAAUACAUAUCAGUUUACAAGCAUGCCUCCACCACAUCAAAACAAUCUUCCAUUAUUUCCUGUUAAGCAAAAUGCGAACACCACAGUGCAAACUAGUGUACAAAACUGUCCCCAGAAUCCCCCCUUGCCCCCUAAUCAACCACCAUUGCCUCCCGAAAGUAGUAAUAGUAGUAAGGAAAGUACAUUAACCGGUAAACGCGGUAGUAGUAGCGUUAGUGAAUCAAAUAGUGCUAAAAAGUUGAAAGUUGAAGACGACGAGUUAACCGAAGCUGAAAAAACGUUCGACGCUCAGUUUAAACAGUGGGAAGAACAAUUUAAUAAGUGGAAAGAGCAAAAUGCAAAUCAUCCUGACAAGACUCAAUACAAACAGUAUGAAGCGAAAUGGACAUCUUGGCGGGAGAAGCUUAUUGAACGACGAGAACAGAUGCGUAAGAAACGCGAACAGCAAAAGCAAGUUGUUGCGAAGGCAGAAGUAGAGAAGGCUAAAAGCUUACCUGGUGAUGAUAAAAUAAUGAACAUUCUAUCAAGCACAGAAAAUCAAGGCUUGAUUAACAAUUUGUUAGGCAUUGGAAAAACCCUUGGUUUAACUACGAAACAAAAUGCUAACGUUCCUCCUCCACCACCGCCGCCACCAGCUACAGAGACCGUAACAUCCACGGUUCAAACAUCUACCAUGGCAUCCACUCAAGAAACCUCACAGUUGUCGACAUCUCAGUUACCAGCUGCCAUGAAUAUAAUGUCUUCCAGUGCGAUGACUUCGUCGCCUUGGAAUUCACAGCAAUGGGCACAACAGUAUAAUGCAGGAAUGAACGUAUCAGGCAUUUCCAAUUUCCAAUCCAUAAGCGGUGUGCCUCCACCACCUUUCGGCGCACCACCCACACAAAUGCCUCGUCCGAAUUUCACACAGCCACCACCAAAUUUUCCCAAUGCACCAAAUUUCUCUCAGCCGCCGCCUGGGUUUGCUAACGAUAGACAGAAUUCUAAUGUACGUCCACCGGUUCCAUCCAACAUGCAAGGAAGACCUCCGUCGUAUGGUCCAAGUAGUGUGAGUGGUCCUGAUGGAAAUCAUGCUGCCAAUGAGCGUCUAACACAAGGUGGUCCUAUGAAUAAUUUCGACUCAAUGAAUCCAAAUAACUUCAACACUAGUGAAUCCAAUCGGCAAAAGGAUGGUAUAGCACCAGAUCGUUUUGGUUGUGAUGGAAUUAUUGAGCAACAAGGUAAUCAAUUUCGAUCGAACGAUGUAUAUGGUCAACGGAACGAAAAUUAUAAAUUUAACGACGAACGACCGCCUGAAAAUGAUCAGUUUAGAAGAGAGGAUAGAAAUUAUCAAGAGCAUGGAAACAAUCAAUUCAAUCAGCAGAAAAUGAAUUUCAACAAUGAUAGAUUCACUUCCGCAAGUGAUCGUUUUGGACCGGGUAGUAAUCGGUUUAAUUCAAAUGAUAGAUUCGGGCCUGGAAAUGAUCGAUUCAAUUUAGGAAGUGAUCGACCUGGACUUGGAAAUGAUAGAUUCGGACCUGGUGAUAAUAGGUUCGCAAGUGAGCGAUUUGGACUAUCGACUGAAAGAACUGGGCAAGGAAAUGAAUCUGUGAACGACCGUUUUGGAGGGAAUGAUAGAUUUGGUGCCAAUAAUAAUGAAUCGUUCGGUCCAACAGGAGAUAGAUUCAGUAGGAACAGUAUGGAUCGUUUUGAUCAAAAAGAUAUAGGCGAUAGACGCGAUAGCUUUCCAAAUGUUCCUCGUGUUUUCGGUAGGAAUAAUCAAUUUGAACCAUCUGAUAAAUUAGCACCAGAAUUAAAAAAACUUAUGGAAAAGCGGCGAGCUGCGUUGGAUGUAUUUAGACCUAGUUAUCUUGACUCUGAUAAGGGUAGCAACGUUGGUUCAUUGAGCGAGAGCUUUAAGAAAAUAACUGGGGAUUCUCUGUUUCUGAAAAAUUCUGGGAUUAAUAAUUUCGGUCCUCGUGGUCCUGGUCCUGGUAAUUUUAGAAUGCCUAUAGACUUCAAACCGCAAGGUCCAAAUCCUGAUUUUGGUCCACGAUGCCCCACAAGUCUUGGUCGUAAUAAUUCAUUUGAUUCUAGAGAUGGUAUACAAUUUAGGGGAACUAGUUCGCAGCAAGUACAAGACAUAAUCAUAGAACCAAGAUCAGACAUAGGAAAUCUAGGGACUGACACAAAUAUAGCUAAAGAUAGUAAAGAACUUCUUAGUGGAGAAGAUCAAUCUUCUCUAGUACAUCCCCAACUUAAUGAACAUAAUGUUGAUAGUACACGCAAAGAUGAUCCUGAUAAUUACUCAAUACAAACCGAGAUUCCAUUAUUGGAAAAAGCACCAUGGUCUGAUAAUCAGUUUCCUGAAGGUAAUUCACAAAAAGACGCUAUUACCGUUAUAGAUGGUGACAAUUCAUCUAUUAAUUAUGUUGCUCCAGAACAAAGUACUCAAAAAGUAAUACCUGAAAUAAUAAAAUCUAAUCAAGAUUUAUCAAAUAAUGAAAACGAUAUCAGGAAAACGGAUGUUUUGCCUUUUAUGGGAGAAAAUGAUCCAAAACCAGAAGAUUUAAAUAUGGAACCUCCUCCUGAAUUUCCAAAUUUGGGACCUGUUACCACAGAGACUAUCGAAAAUAAUGAUCCUCUACGGCGAAUUAAUGAGAUGCAUGAUGAAAAAGAGUCUUCCUCGCAACCAUUCUUAAAUAAUCCAGAUUGCCCUGCUCCCAGAGAUAAUUUUGAUCCUACAUUUGGUCCGAGAGGAAUGCAAUUCAGACCAAAUACACCUUUUCUUACUCCAAGAGGUCUUGGUGAUAACAGAUUUCCUAUGUUUGAACCUCGAGGUCCAAUACCGUUCAAUCCUGUUGGUCCAAAUUCAUUUUCAUUGGGGCCUCGCGGUCCCAGUGAUGGUCAAUUUGGUCCAAGAGGACCUAACAAUGGACAAUUUGAUCCACGGGGUUCCAACGAUGGACAGUUCGAUCCAAGAGGAUCCAAUGACUCACAAUUCCGUCCUAGAGGACCAAAUGAUGGUCAGUUUGGUCCAAGAGGGUCUAUCGACGGAUCCUUUGGACCAAGAGGACCGAAUGACGGAAUAUUUGGUCCAAGAGGGCCGGCUGAUGGACACUUUGGCCAAAGAGGUCCUAGUGAUGGAUCAUUUGGACCAAGAGCUCCUAUUGAUGGAUCAUUUGGACCAAGAGGUCCCAAUAGUGGACAAUUCGGACCUAGAGGUUCUAAUAUUGGACAAUUUGGCCCCAGAUAUGAUGGACAAUUUGGACAAAGAAGACCUCCUAAUGAUGGUCAGUUUGGUCUCAGAGGACCAACUGAUGGACAAUUUGGACCUCAAGGAUCUAGUAGACCGUUUGUACCUGGUAGAUCGAAUGACGUACCUUUUGAUAAUCGAGGUCCUAAUAAUAUGCAGUUUGCUUCAAGGGGACCGAAUGAUGGACAGUUUAAAUUCUCGAGUCCUAGUGACACACUAUUUGGUUCACGUCGCAAUGAAGGAUCUUAUCAACGAAGUCCGAGCGGAUCAAAGGGAAUGAAUGAAGGACAAUUUCCAAGUAGAUUUAGUGAAAAGUUAUGUGACGCUUCUACUGAUGGAACUUCAAUACCACAGGGUGGAAGUGAUGCAUACUUUGUCUCACGAGGUCCAACUAGUGGUCCAAAUGAUUUAUUCACAACUCGAGAGAGACAGUUUGAUGUUAGAGGUCUUAACAAUAUGGGUCCCAAAAAUAGAGAAAAUUCAGAAAGCAUUUCUGAUAUUCGUGGCAGUGGCGGAGUUUUUGAGUGUAAGGAUCAAAUUCAAAUGGAUCAAAGUAUGCAACAGGGAAAGUUUGAUGCUAAUAGUGUCCAAGGUUCAGGAUGGAAGCAAUCAUAUACUAAAGGUAAUUUAGGUGAUAUUGACCAAAGAUCUGUGCAAGAAUUUGGCUACAAUGAAAAACCAAUUCAAAGUGAAUCAUUUAAUCAAAGUUUAAUAAAUAAUAUAGAAAGAAGAUCUCCUUUGGAUGCAGCCAAACUCAAUAUAUCAGACAUGAGAACAGACAAAACAAUGAGUGAAUUGACAAUUGGAGAAUCGUCAGGAUCUGAGUACUCGAAAUUUAACAGCUCUAACAUGUAUGCGAAACGAUCAAUGGAUAAUCGCCAGUCUCAUGUUAGAUGUACACCUGUUAAAGAGUUUUGCAUAGAAAAGCAAUUUAAUUAUAAUCACGGUGGAACUGCUGCUGAUAAGAAAUUCGUUGAUCAUGUACCUGCUAAAGUAAUUGACUAUGCUCAUACUUCUCGGUCAUCAAUCCAAGAUCACUUAACUCCUGUACAAUGCUUCGAUUAUGGACAUGGUAACUUAAAGCCACUGAUACCAGAAGGCGAGGUACAUCCAACGAAAGAUUUUAGGAACUGGGAAGAAAGUGAACAAAACUUAAAAGAAUAUACAGAGAAAAUAAGAAGAUAUGAACAUUAUUCAGGAAAACCAGAUAAUAGGAGAACGGGUGACUAUGGUCACAGAAGGAAUAGUGAAGACUAUAUAGAUGAUAAAAAACUGGAAAGAGAUUACAGAGAGAAAGAAAAUUAUAAAGCAAAAGAAGACAGGAUAUUUGACCAUUUAUCCAACAAAGAUCAGGAUAGUCGUUAUAAUAAAAAAGCUAAUAAAGAAAGAACACGGGAAAGAAAUGAGCAAACUCAAAAGGAAACAAACAAAGAAAAUAAAGAUGAAGACAGAUCGAAAGGAAAUAUAAACUGGCAGGAGAACACAAACAAGAACAUCGUUGAGACAAAGCCACCAGACACCAGUGUUACAGAUGUUCAACACAAUGUGGUGGAACCUGCACCAAAGACUUUGGAGUUGGCGAAAACACCGAACUGCACAAUGGUGGAUGACUUACUGUGUGCUCCUGGUCGCCAGAACAGACCACCAAAAAUAGCUAUUAUCUUAAGGGGUCCUCCAGGCAGUGGAAAAUCAUUUGUUGCAAAACUUAUCAAGGACAAGGAAGUAGAGCAAGGAGGCUCUGCACCAAGGAUCUUGAGUCUUGAUGACUACUUUUUAGUGGAAAAAGAAAUAGAAUCUACUGACGAUAAUGGCAAGAAAGUGACUGUCAAGGAAAUGGUCUAUGAAUACGAAGAAGCAAUGGAGCAAAGUUAUGUGGCAUCAUUAGUAAAGGCGUUUAAGAAAAAUAUCACCGAUGGUUUCUUCAAUUUUAUAAUAUUAGACUGCAUUAACGAAAAGAUCUCCGACUAUGAAGAAAUGUGGAGCUUUGCUAAAACCAAAGGUUUUAAAGUAUAUGUAUGUGAAAUGGAAAUGGAUUUACAAAUCUGUUUGAAAAGAAACAUUCACAAUCGCACAGAAGACGAAAUAAAUAGGAUUAUAGACUAUUUUGAGCCAACGCCGAGUUAUCAUCAAAAACUGGAUGUUAAUUCAAUGUUGCAAGAACAGGCAAUUGAAGAAGUUCACAUGGAAGAUAGUGAAGAUACACAAGAGAAAGUAUCUCAACAAAAUGAAGAUAGUCAAGAUAGUCAAGAGGAUAUUCAGGAUAGUGUGGGAGUAAGUAAAUGGGAACGCAUGGAAGCUGAAGAUAAGUUAGACCGUUUGGAUGGUCUUGCAAAAAAGAAAAAUGAGGGAAAAGUUCAAACAAUGAAAGAUUUCCUUCAAGUUCCUGAUUAUUAUAACAUGGAGGACACUUCUGGCAAAAAACGCGUAAGGUGGGCAGAUUUAGAAGAACGAAAGGAGCAAGAAAAAAUGCGUGCUGUGGGAUUCGUGGUUGGUCACACCAAUUGGGAUCGAAUGAUGGAUCCAACAAAAGGAGGGAGCGCUUUAACACGCACAAAGUUUCUCAUCAUGUGCCAGUCAAUUCAAUCAUGACUUCCAUAGAGCAAUUGAAUGUCGUAAAUAUUAGAAAAGUAACUACCAGAAUAUGUUUACAAAUCAAGCGACACAACUGUAAGUAAUAUUUGUGUUCUAUACGCAACAAAGUAUAUGAACUUUAUGAUUCUUGUGGUACAGUAAUAUCUUAUUGCGUCGCAGGUACAUUUAUUCAUUGGGAUCUCACGAUAGUGAAAAAAUGAACAGUUUAAAAAUAUAAGAAUGUCGUAUUUUCAUCGUUUAAAUAAUAUAAACACUACUCACAUAUAACAAAAAAUAUGCGCAUAAAGUAGAAGCCUACUUUGAGUUUGUCGCUGUGUAACAUCUAUCUUUUAAAAUCUAUACAGAUAUCUCUGUGUACGUCCACAUAACAAAAAUAAGAUUAAUAUACAUAGCUAAGAGUGUGGAA